Molecule: messenger RNA, 2462 nt
Organism: Oncorhynchus gorbuscha (pink salmon)
Lineage: Eukaryota; Metazoa; Chordata; Actinopteri; Salmoniformes; Salmonidae
Product: probable methyltransferase-like protein 24
Exons: 5
Coding region: 359-1486 (375 amino acids)
Source: RefSeq, a predicted model, not a curated record
CACACACUGACACAUACAGAGAGAGAGAGAGAGAGAGAGACACACACACACACACAUACUAAAUCACACAGGCACACACACACACUCACACACACACUCACUCACACUGACGUAGCUGUUUUGUGAUGAGGUGUCCUCCUGUCUCACAAACCUUCAGUAAUGCUCUUACUUAUCUUGAUCCAACUGUGGACUUAGGAGGAAAGGAAGGAGAGAAGGAAGACAAGAGAGAGACACACCACUCAAAGGAUAAGAAGAAGAAGAAUGGGAUAGAGAAAGAGAGCGAGAUCAACAAUCUCACUGUUCAGGAGGCGAGAAAGAGAGAAACAAGGGAAAAGUGAGACAGACAGUGUAUCCAGGCAUGUGGAGAGACAGACUGACUAGAGGACUGGCUCUGCGCCUGUGUCUUCUCCUCACCGCUCUCUGUGUCUGUCUACAUGUUUACCUGGAACUGGGGGAAAGGGGGUGGGCACCUUCGCCCCUCACCUUGGGACGUCCCACACAGACCAGCCAGGUGCUACUGGACAGCGGGGAAAGGAAACUGGGGGCCGCAGACCCCACAGAGAGCCGGGUUGGGGACAGAGCUGUGAAGAGAAGGGUGUCCUACAGACGCACGCCGAAGAAGGACUCUGUAGCAGGGAAGACAGUGGGCGGGGAGGACCCCUCCACAUGCUGCCCACCUCUACGCCCGAACAGAAAGUCUGCCAGGUGGCACAUAGAGCUGGAGCCGUGGGCCAGUGACAACCACUCCCUGGAGGAGGAAGCACGGAGGUUCCUCAGCUACAUCACUACACCACAGGUGUUUUGUGCCCCCCCUUCCCCAGAGAGCCCCGUGGUACAGGGAGGUCAGGAGGGGCCAGAGGGGCGCUGGGCAGUGUGUCUGGACAGCAGGUUCAGCCUGGCACAACGGAUACACAUCCAACACUGCCGGGUCUACUCUCUAGGGUUGGGUAUGGAGGAUAAGACUGUGGAGCGCUCUCUGGCCAGGGCGGGCUGUGAGGUGCACUGUUUUGACCCCAGCCUUAGGCAGGCCCACCUACAGGAGUCAGACAUGUGGCUCCAUCGUCUCUCCGUAGACUGGAGGGAACCCAACCCAGCCAUCCCCGCCCAACGACAGCACAGCAACACCAAGAAACUGGCCACCAUUCUCAAUGACUUUGGACACAGACAGGUGGAUGUUCUGAAGGCAGACAUGGAGAGUGCGGAAUGGAAGAUUCUAGAGAACCUGGUUCUAGAAGGGGUUCUGAGCUCUGUGGGUCAGCUACUACUAGAAAUCCACCUCCACUGGGCGGGCUUCGAGGUGGGCGGGGACGACCCAUCUGUGGUGCGCUAUUGGUUCAGCCUACUGAAGGAGCUGGAGCGUGCUCACUUCCGCCUCUUCCAUUACCAUAGAGACCCAGCAAAGCCCCGCCUCUUCCUGCACCGGAACAUUCUGAACGCCUCCAGUGCCUAUACACUGGGCUGGGUCAAUACCCAGUGGAGGCCCUGAGAGCUGACUGACUGAUGGACAGGGCUCUGGCCAAUGAGAAGGGGAGAUCUGGGAAAUAUAGUUCAGCUACGAUGGGAAAGUCAAUCCCAUGGGAUGUUUCACUUUGGAUAUUUAUUUAAUAAUAAUAUAAUAAUAAUAUAUGCCAUUUAGCAGACGCUUUUAUCCAAAGCGACUUACAGUCAUGCGUGCAUACAUUCCUGACCAAUACCAGAUUCAUCACGCUAACCAAAGUACUGUACUCCAGAAAAGGAUUGUCUCAAUCUAUGGAGGUUAAUGUAAUAUUUUGUGAGCUAUACUGUACUCCUAACAAGCUCCUAUCAUUUCAGCAUUUUGAAUCACUACUCCUCUACCCUUCCCUGAUAUGACCUUAGACAUGGUGAGGUAAUUGCCUCGAGGGCCCAAAGUCCAUCUGUCGGUCAGAGCUGCUUUAAAGUGGCUGUGUUGGCUGGAGGUCAGCCGGCAAGCAUUGCGGCAGCCAUCUCUGUCAUCAUGGCCUCAUCUGGGCUUGGCCCUGAGCCAGCCACCCCUAACAGAUGCAUCCACCCCCUCCUGGAGAAUUAUCCUCAGAGGCAUGGGUAAUGAAUAGUGAGGUAAGACCACAGCCCAAACUAAUAGCCACAAUUUGUCCUCAGGAUCUUCUGCAUUAAAAAGAGUACAUAGGGCUGGGAAAGUAGCUGUCAGACUGAGGCUGAGCACACCUCAUAUAGCCCAGGGAUGAGUUUCUGUGGGAGGCUACUUACGAGGCGGGGGGGGCUGGAGGUAGUUAAGGUAAAGGCUCAAACGCUUGCCUGGGAGGACAGUCAAUAUGCCUACUGAAGAGGGACAAAGACAUGACAGUCUACCCAGAGAAUGACCAUACCUGGGUUUCAACAGACACCUACUCAUUCAAGGGUUUAUUUUUAUUUUUACUAUUUUAUACAUUGUAGAAUAAUAAUGAAGACAUCAAAACUAUGAAAUAACACAUAUGGAAUCAUGU